AACACCACCUAACACCGAUUCCACCAUCCCUCCCCAUCAUCAGUAAUUCACCAAUCAGGAGUCCAUUGCUUUUCUUCCUUUUCUCACUAACGAUUUGUUCUUCCAGCUGAGGUAAAAGACGACGAACCUGUUUCUGUUUUAACGUAUUUAUACCCUCCUAUCGGGAUCGAGGAUUAUUUCUGUGAGUUGAAUAAAAAGAAGAAGAGAAUAUGUCGGCAAUUUUAAGGAAAAUAAUCGCACCUGGAGGAAUUCCCGCUUGGGGAAUUCGUGUAAUUGCAUCCAGGACUUAUUCCUCUUCUGCUGGAGGAAAAGAGAUGACAGUAAGGGAUGCUUUAAAUUCUGCACUAGAUGAGGAAAUGUCUGCAGAUCCUUCUGUUUUGUUAAUGGGUGAAGAGGUUGGUGAAUAUCAAGGUGCAUACAAGAUUUCUAAGGGGCUUUUGGACAAGUAUGGUCCUAAGAGAGUUAUCGAUACUCCUAUUACUGAGGCUGGUUUUACAGGAAUGGCUGUUGGUGCAGCCUACCAUGGUUUGAGGCCUGUUGUAGAGUUCAUGACUUUUAACUUUUCAAUGCAGGCAAUUGACCACAUCAUCAAUUCUGCUGCAAAAUCAAACUAUAUGUCUUCUGGUCAGAUUUCAGUGCCUAUUGUUUUCAGGGGUCCAAAUGGAGCUGCUGCUGGAGUUGGUGCCCAGCAUUCCCAGUGCUAUGCAGCAUGGUAUGCUUCAUGUCCGGGGUUGAAGGUACUUGUGCCAUACAACUCAGAGGAUGCUCGUGGCCUGUUAAAAGCUGCCAUAAGAGACCCGGAUCCUGUUGUUUUCCUUGAAAAUGAAUUGCUGUAUGGUGAGUCUUUCCCUAUUUCGGCAGAGGCCCUUGAUUCCAGCUUCUGUCUUCCAAUUGGAAAAGCUAAGAUAGAGCGUGAAGGAAAGGACGUGACUAUUGUUGCUUUCUCGAAAAUGGUUGGCUAUGCUCUUAAGGCUGCUGAGAUUCUGGCAAAGGAGGGAGUCAGUGCUGAGGUUAUAAAUUUGCGCUCAAUCCGGCCACUUGAUAGAGCCACAAUCAAUACUUCUGUUAGGAAAACGAACAGGCUUGUGACUGUUGAAGAAGGGUUUCCACAACAUGGUGUUGGGGCUGAGAUCUGUGCAUCUAUUGUUGAGGAGAGCUUUGAGUAUCUUGAUGCACCUGUUGAAAGAAUUACAGGGGCUGAUGUUCCCAUGCCUUACGCAGCCAAUCUUGAGAGAAUGGCUGUCCCACAGGUUGAGGAUAUUGUACGUGCAGCAAAGAGGACCUGCUAUAGAUCAGUUCCAGUGGCUGUAAAUGCCUAAGCUGCUGGAUUACAAAGCUUUCUUGCGAUUGUUUUUCAUGGUUUUUUUUCAUCGAUUGAACAAUGAGUCUUUUGAACCAAAUCUUGAUCCAGCUGUUUGGAGUCUGGAACUCUCAUCUUCCUGAUGCAACUGGAUUAACUAAACUAAUCUGGUCAUACUCGGAAACAUUACAAUAAAUGUGCAUGGCAUCAUAGGUCUAGUAUUUUUUUGACUUUCCUGCAUUCACUGCUGGAGGAGAGUAUCUUGUUUUGCGAAACAUUGAGGGGAGCAAGUCAUUUCUCAAGUGUUCUUCUGUACAUUGUAUGGUGUUAUUUCUAUGGAAAGCCAACUCAUUUACAUUUUUGCA
Molecule: messenger RNA, 1665 nt
Organism: Coffea eugenioides
Lineage: Eukaryota; Viridiplantae; Streptophyta; Magnoliopsida; Gentianales; Rubiaceae
Product: pyruvate dehydrogenase E1 component subunit beta-1, mitochondrial
Exons: 15
Coding region: 210-1319 (369 amino acids)
Biological process (GO): pyruvate decarboxylation to acetyl-CoA
Molecular function (GO): pyruvate dehydrogenase (acetyl-transferring) activity
Source: RefSeq, a predicted model, not a curated record